Messenger RNA from Zingiber officinale, 1170 nucleotides. Its product is annotated as rac-like GTP-binding protein 2. Gene Ontology annotation, molecular function: GTPase activity; protein kinase binding; GTP binding. The coding region runs from base 258 to 893 and encodes 211 amino acids. The transcript has 8 exons. Gene Ontology annotation, biological process: small GTPase-mediated signal transduction; establishment or maintenance of cell polarity; actin filament organization. The record is from RefSeq and is a predicted model, not a curated record. Lineage: Eukaryota; Viridiplantae; Streptophyta; Magnoliopsida; Zingiberales; Zingiberaceae. Gene Ontology annotation, cellular component: cell projection; cytoplasmic vesicle; plasma membrane.
CUACAUUUCAUCUGCUGCCAGCUGCUCACGGUCGCCAACAAGAACUCCACUCUCCUUGUCCUCUUCCAAGUUUGGGAUUUCCUUUUCUCUCUCUUUUGCAGCAGUGCUUACCUCGAUUCUCUUCUCGUGUUUUUUUGUUGAGUUGUUCUUCUUCCCUCUGGCUUCCAAGGGAAGCAAGCGCUGCUUUAUAGUGCCUUGCUCCCUCGCCCUUCCUCGCUCAAAGGUUAGCGGAAAGGGGAUCUCGAGCAGAGGCAGGGAUGAGUGCCACCAAAUUCAUUAAAUGUGUGACUGUUGGAGAUGGGGCGGUGGGCAAGACCUGCAUGCUUAUCUGCUACACCAGCAAUAAGUUCCCCACUGACUACAUUCCAACUGUGUUUGACAACUUCAGUGCCAAUGUCUCUGUUGAUGGUAGCAUUGUCAAUUUGGGAUUGUGGGAUACUGCAGGGCAGGAAGACUAUAGCAGAUUGAGACCAUUAAGUUACAGAGGAGCAGAUGUCUUUGUUCUGGCUUUCUCUCUAAUUAGCAGGCCAAGCUAUGAGAAUGUUCUCAAGAAGUGGAUGCCAGAACUUCGCCGCUUUGCGCCUAAUGUUCCUAUAGUUUUGGUUGGAACAAAAUUAGAUCUCCGUGAUGACAAAGCUUAUCUUGCUGAUCAUCCUGGUGCAACGACAAUAACUCCAGCACAAGGGGAAGAGCUGAGGAAACAAACUGGUGCUGCAGCAUAUAUUGAAUGUAGCUCCAAAACCCAACAGAACGUCAAGGCUGUAUUUGAUACUGCAAUCAAGGUGGUUCUUCAACCCCCACGAACGAAGGAGAUGGCCAAGAAGAAGACCAAAAGAAGCUCUGGUUGUCUAAUGGGAAAUCUCAUGUGUGGAGGCGGCACAUGCGUGAGCUAGAACUAGUUUCAAACUCUAUCGUCAUGCUGAUAACUGUGACGGCUUGUCCAAGUUAGCAGAAUCUAGUUGAAAUUUCAUUUUGCUCAAUAGAGAGGAACCUGUGGUUCUCCUGUUUUGUUGUAGGAAUCAGUUCCUUUCUGGUUUCUCUGGUUUCUGUAGGACUUAAACCUGCUCUAUUCUAGAUAUGUUCAUGUUUGGCUCAUGUUAUCUAUAUGGGGAUGAUGAAUUAAUGCAUCUGUCACUGCCCACGUACGGCUGUUGAUGUUUAAUAGCAGAA